GCUUGCAAGCGCAACUACGCCGCUCCAACGGGGGAAUGCUACGCGACUCUCUGGGAAUCAGCCACUUCCGCGCUUACCUGUACGGGCAAAAGUUCACCUUGGUAACUGAUCACGAGCCCCUGUUGGCUCUGAAGAAAUCGAAGGAUUACUCGGGCAUGAUCGGGCGAUGGGCAACGGUGCUGCAGAGCAUGGACUUCGACAUUCGUCAUUGGAAGCACGAGAGACACGGGAAUGCGGACGAACUGACACGACUGCACCGGCCUGAGAAAGUUCCGAAGGGUGAGGAGGUGACGUGGACGCAGACCGGCGAGCAUCCUGCGUGGAUCAAAAAUCCGGAGUUGCUGAUCAUCCAAGCUUGGAGGACUAACGUGGAGGGCGAUCUUCUUGGCUUUCUCUUUGGAUCGGUACGGCCAAGGCGCCGCCAGCUAAUUGCACAGGAACUCCUCACGCCGAUCGUGCAGUUGGCGGACAAUCUUUCGCCCGACAUCUAUUCACAGCGUGACAACAUUCCUACUCCGCACGUUUUCGAGCGGUCAUUAGAUCCAUAUCUUCAGUGGACUGCGUGCUUGGAGGAGCCCAGGGACGAAGACACGUUGCCGUCGCGGCAGGAGUAUCUGAAGCCGUACGAUAUCAUCCCUCACGCCUUUUAUCCGAGGGCAGAGGAAGUGGUGAUCGACGACGACGACGAGGAGGACGAAGACGAGGAAACAUUGGAGGAGGGAAGCUAUAGCGAAUAUAGCGAGGGCGAGCUGAGUGAAGGAGAAAAGGAGGAAGAAGAAACCGGAUCUGAGUGGGAAGCCUUGCCGGAGGAAGCGACGCGCAUGGGAACGGAGGCGGAAGAUCCAGAAGCGGCGCGAAAGCGCGAAGAAAUUUUCACCGGGAAGCGCCAGCUAGAGUUCGCCAGCGAAGCCAGCCUGCGCAUUGGCAACGAUCCGACCAGAGAUCCGGAGCCGCCAAAGCCCGAAGAUGGCGACCCUGCAGCCGCCACCUUAAGUACCGCGCAACGGAGACGGAGCUGAUCCCCCUCCUCCCCCAGCCCCACCUGUCCCUCAGUCCGCCCACGUACAGAUGCGGGCGAUAAGCCUUCGUC
Messenger RNA from Chara braunii, 1090 nucleotides. Lineage: Eukaryota; Viridiplantae; Streptophyta; Charophyceae; Charales; Characeae. The record is from the annotation of a GenBank genome assembly.